CUGUGCUUCGUGGUGAUCCUGGGCGCCACCCACAAGAUCCUAUACAUGAUGGCUCCCUCGAAGGAGGCGCGGGACAAGUGGGUCAGGGGCCUGAAAUACGCCAUGCAGAUGGAGCAGCUGGCUGAGCAGAGGAACGAGACCAACAGAUGGGUCCGCGAAGCCUUCAACAUGGCGGACAAAAACGGUGACGGCCAUCUUGAUUUUGAAGAGGUCCUGAAACUCCUGAAGACUCUCAACACAGACAUCAAGAAAAAAUACGCGAAGGAGAUGUUUGAUGCGGCGGACACGAACAAGAACGUGGGCAAGGGUCGAUCGGUGCUGGACAAAGAGGAGUUUGUCAACUUCUACCACAGGCUGACCAAACGGGUGGAGCUGGAGGAGAUCUUCUUGGCGAUGGCGACCAACUUGUACGCCACCGAGGACGAGUGUCGGAAUAUCGUGGACAACUUUGAGCCAGAAGGAAACUGCCGGAAAAAAGACCAGUUGAGUGAAAUAGGUUUCCGCAACUAUUUGAUAGCGGAGAGACAGCAAAUCUUCAACCCGGCCAACAGAGUGGUGUGGCAGGACAUGAAUCGCCCACUGACUCAUUACUUCGUGGCUUCGUCUCACAACACUUACUUGGCGGAAGAUCAACUUAAAGGUCCAAGCAAGGUGGAAAUGUAUAUCACAGCUCUGCGCAAGGGAUGCCGAUGUGUGGAGUUGGAUUGUUGGGACGGCUCGGAAGGAGAGCCGGUGAUCUACCACGGCCACACCCUCACCUCCAAGAUAUUGUUCAAAGACGUCAUCAAAGCAGUCAAUGACUACGCCUUUGAAGCCUCGCCCUACCCCCUGACUCUGUCGUUGGAGAACCAUUGUUCCGUGGAGCAGCAGAAAGUUAUGGCGGAGAAUAUGGUGUCCAUUCUGGGCGACAAACUGUGGUGUCCACAAAAUGACUACGUUGCCACUCCCUCCCCAGAACAGCUGAGAUAUAGGAUUAUUAUAAAGGGUAAGACAUUACCUCUCUCUACUAACGAUGAUGACUUGGAUGUGAGUGAUGAAGAUGAGGCUGCUGAUCUUCCCUCCGACCCGGCAUCUCAGGAACCGAAAGAAAAGAGCAGCAGUUCAUCCAGUGACGGACACAAGAAAAUCAAACUUAGCCCAGAACUCAGCUCCAUCACCAGCAUGAAAAGUGUCAGCUUUAAGGUCGUCGAUUCUUCCUUUAUCCCAGACCCUACAUUCAGUGUGGUCUCUUUAGGAGAAAGCAAGGUGGAAAAACUGAUACAAACUAAUCCGUUUGGACUCAAUGACAUAAGCCACAGCAAAAUGAUUCGCACAUACCCUGCUGGGACCAGAACUGACUCCAGCAAUUAUAACCCAGUGCCUAUGUGGAAUCAUGGAUGCCAAGUUGUUGCUCUAAACUACCAGACAGGGGGAGAGGCGAUGCAGCUCAAUCACGGCAGGUUCAUGGAUAAUGGAGGAGUCGGAUACGUUCUUAAGCCUGCUUUUCUAAUGUCAGAGGACUUGUUUCCCCUUGUCACUGAAAAUGUCAGCCGUAGUGUGAGCAAAGUUCUCAAGAUUACAAUCAUCAGCGGCUACCAAAUACCAAAGCCGAAUGAUAGUACCAAAGGAGAAAUCAUUGAUCCAUUUGUCAAGGUUGAAAUCUAUGGUGUUCCUUCAGAUGUUGCUGAAUAUAAAACAAAAGUGAUGGAGAAUAAUGGGUUCAAUCCAAGAUGGCGAGAAACUUGUUCCUUCAAAAUCCGUGUUCCUGAGUUAGCAUUAGUGCGGUUCACAGUGACGGACCACGACAGAACUCGGGACGACUUCAUCGGUUACUACUGCUUACCAGUACUCAGCAUUCAAGAUGGUUUUAGACAUUUUCCCUUGUUUGACAAGUACGGCAACCAGUUCAGCCAAACAUUGAUAUUUACCCACGUAACACUGACCAAUGCCUGAGGUGGAUGAGGGCAUCUAGAGAUCAACUCGUGGUGCUGAUGUCAGUCACUUUCGAGGAAAAGGACCAAAUGCAUCUGUCGCAGCACACCCAACUUCUAGUAGAAAUAGGUUGUUCUUGUCAGGAGAGAAACAUAAAUAUGUGUCAGAGAUGAUAGUGAAGAUCUUUUUUUGUCCACGUCGUAUCACUUUGUGCUUCUUCAUUUCUAGUUUCUUCUCCUCAUUACGUUGUUGAUGUUUACACAACGUAUUGAAAAUUCCUUCUGAAUUUAGAGCUAUAAGAAAAAAAGUAUACUCUUUUCCAGGUACCCUACUCUUGUAUUCACAACAUCAUAUAAACAGACUCAUCAGUGCUGUAAUAUAGCAUCUAUUGAAAAAAGCUAACUGAGAAUAGCUACUGAUACUAGAGCAGUACUCUAGUAGCACUCUAAAACCCCCUUAGUGUUUGCAUCAGUAGCAGAGUUCCAUUAGUCUUCAUUUGUGUGAACCUUGGACCAGCCAGAGCAGUCAGCUUUAGGGGACAUUUUGAGAAGAUCCACGUGUUUGACUUCUCCAGGACAGCACAUGUUAGCAUAUUAUUUUAUACUAUUUUUAAAUGUCUGUGCAUAUGUGUACAUACUUACAUGAAUUCACUCACGUACAUAAUGUUUCUAUUCUAUGUGUAGAAACGCAUAUUAUUUUAAUACAUCUUCUUUUCUAUAAUAUUCUCUCCUGCUUGUGUGUCAUUGUCAAUGAAACAAAGCAGAUAUGUUUUUAGUGAAGCAAAAUGCUACCUGAAAGUGAAAUGCUUCCGACCAUGCUGACUCUUCAACUUCAAUUGUCUUUUCUUUUUUUCUCUUUUAUCUUUAAAUGAUACUCCCAUUUUUAUUUUUCUCACAUGUCAGAAUUUAAUAAAGGACCCUUGUAAAGUUAGUUUUCCAUUUUGUUAGACCAGUUAUUUUACCUGUCCUCCGUCUUGACCUUUUGCAAUAUACGUGUUAGUAUUCUUCGUAAUUAAGUACCGGAGUGGUAAAUACAUAGAGUGCAGAUUAUAUGCUGAGGUAAAAUCGUAUGUGUAAAAGAAUAGUCUUUUUCUGCUCAGGAGUGAUUUUACUACAUUUUCUUUCCUUUGCUUGAGGACCUGAGUGUACUUGUGCUUUCAAGUUUACUCUUUCAAAUAUCACAUCAUGUCAUGUUACUGCGAUUAUGAUUAUGUUCUAGCUGAUACAGUGCAUUUUGUUCCCGUUAUCCAGUACUGGUACUGUACUUCUUUGUCAGCAUUUAUCAUAAUAUUAUCUGCUUCACGUGAAAGCUUUUCCUUUUACCUACUUGCUGCAUUCAUGAACAUUGAAUUUUUCUGUUAGCUUUGUGAAUGUCUUUAGAAUGCGGAAAAAAAAAGUUCUUUACUACUUAGUAAAGCAAUUCACAGAAGCACUUUCAUUUACAAUCCAAAAGUAGGCCUACUUUUUUUAUCCUUUUUAUUUGAGCUUUUGAACACAAUAAAGUUAAUCAUAUUAAUUAUUGCGUAUCCAGCAAUCGGUAUGAUAAGCUUUGGUUUAGUAAACAAGCUGAAAGUUUGUUAAUUAAGAUAAAAGCUCUUUUUCUCAAUGGAGGAUGAACCGUUUACAUUUUCAACAAUGCUGUGCUUUGAAAUAACCUGGCGGUGCAUGAGAUAAUGACUUUUCAAUAUAGGGAUGUAGUAUAUAGUUUACUAAAUAAUGUUUAUUUAGAUCAGAACUUACAUUAGUUUAGAUUAAUACAUGCUUCUGCAGUUAAAUUCAUGUGUUUGUAUGUUUCCUUAGAUUUAGUUAGAUCACUUCAUGUAUGUUUAUUUCAGAUCAAUACAUAUGUACAUGUGUGUUUGUUUAGAUGAAAACAACUUCAUGUGUGUUUGUUCAAUUCUGCUGGCAGCUGACCAUUAUGCAGUUUGAAAAAUAACAACAUUUUUCUACUUACAUUUUAUCACAUUUUCUUUGAUCUGGUAAAUUUUUUUUCCACAUCUGAUAGUAUUAAUACUAUCUUACAUUGCUCACUGUUCAUUAAUCCUGAGCAGUGAAAUUUUUAAAUUGUUUUUUAUCAUGCACUGUGAAGAAACACCUCAUUUGAUGAGUCUACUCUUAUCUCUUUUUUCCUUUGAGCUUUAAAUAUCUCUGUGAUCCUUGUUCCCAUUGUUUGGGAUGGCCACUCACCAAAUGUCGAUAUAUUUGCCUUCUCUUGUGGAACGGAACGAGCUAGUGGUUAUUCAGAAUUAUUCUGAAAGACAAAUGAAAGUACACAUACAUGUAUUUUAAGAAAUAUUGAAGCAAAGAAAACGGAGAAGCAGCACUUCUGUAUUUGUGGGGCACUUUGCCCCGAUUGCCGCUUGUUUGUCUUGUCAUUGUUUCAUUAUGCAGUUGUCUUUACAGUGACUGGGGACCAUUCUUGGUUUUAUCUUAUGUGUUGUGAGAGGUGAAAUGGGGGGGGGGGGGGGGGGGGGGAAUCAAAGCUACAUUCCCACUUUGGGUUUGGGGUAUAUGCAAAAUUGAAGGAUGUGCAGAAUUAUGCAAGGCUUAGGCCUAUAUAUAAUAUGUUAUUUACAAAAGCAAGUCAUUUGAGAACUUGAAAGCCACUUUCCACUUUACAUGUAUUAAUGUAACUUUCUCAUCUUGAUAAUAAACAAUGAAAUUAGAACAUUAU
Messenger RNA from Aplysia californica (California sea hare), 4584 nucleotides. RefSeq names its product 1-phosphatidylinositol 4,5-bisphosphate phosphodiesterase eta-1. The record is from RefSeq and is a predicted model, not a curated record. Bases 46 to 1932 code for a protein of 628 amino acids. The transcript has 17 exons. Gene Ontology annotation, molecular function: phosphatidylinositol-4,5-bisphosphate phospholipase C activity; calcium ion binding. Gene Ontology annotation, biological process: phosphatidylinositol-mediated signaling; lipid metabolic process. NCBI's taxonomy places the organism in Eukaryota, Metazoa, Mollusca, Gastropoda, Aplysiida, Aplysiidae.